This is a messenger RNA of Amyelois transitella, 628 nucleotides long. RefSeq lists its product as uncharacterized. The transcript is spliced from 2 exons. Bases 1 to 603 code for a protein of 200 amino acids. The record is from RefSeq and is a predicted model, not a curated record. Lineage: Eukaryota; Metazoa; Arthropoda; Insecta; Lepidoptera; Pyralidae.
AUGGAUGUACAAGACAAUUUAGUGAACAGCAUAGUGGAUUUAUACAAAGAUGGUAAUUGGAAAGAGAUCGUUGACAGCUACCAUGACCAUCCGGAUAGGAACAAGGUGUUAUGGGUGUUUCCCACUGAAGAAAACCUGAAGUUUAUUAACCAGUGUUUGUUGGAGUUACACUGUAGUCAGAUUCUGAGUAUCGGAUGCGGUUGUGGACUGUUGGAGUGGAUCAUCAAUAAGUUUACAGGACUGCCAGUAACAGGAGUAGAAGUAGACAGCGCCUGGUGGCACUGUAAAUACGCCCCGCCCACAUUUAUACCCCUCCUGCUCACUCCUGAAGAAAUAAAUGAGGACGUCAUCAAUUUACUGCAAAGUGGGAUAGAGACGGCACUAUUAUUUUGCUAUUUUAACAACAGACCUGCAUUUGAAGAGUAUAUUAAGCAUUACUCUGGAAAUGUGAUGAUUAUUAUUGGUCCUGGAUAUGGGAAAGGCGUUCAUACAGAUCCGAAGCCUUUUGGAGACGUAAGCAAUGACUGGCAGCUAUACAAAUGGCAAGAAGUGCGAAAUAGCCAAGAUUUUAUUGUUUUUUAUCAAAAGAUCUCUAAAAAUUGAUUUGAAAUUGUAAUCAUUCCAUUAG